Molecule: messenger RNA, 1423 nt
Organism: Colletotrichum acutatum
Lineage: Eukaryota; Fungi; Ascomycota; Sordariomycetes; Glomerellales; Glomerellaceae
Exons: 3
Coding region: 487-1395 (302 amino acids)
Source: RefSeq, a predicted model, not a curated record
CCAAUGCCUGCCUUUGCGGGCGGCUUUGCCAGAGCGCACAUGCAUCUUGCGACAGCCAACAAUCCGAAGCCCAGAUGACUGCUGCAAUUUUCGUCAUCGUUCUCGUCCCGCAUCGGAAUAGAUUGCUAUUGCCAAUAGUCGACCCCCUCUCCGAUGCUGGAGGAUGGACCCCGGAAUGUCCAAGCGUGCCAACAACCCAAGCGUUCUGACCUACUAGUACAGAGUACGCAGGUACCUUACCUUGCACUUUUUGGCCAAAGGUGAAGUAUCUUGCAUCCAUCUCUUGAUGGCGCGGCGCACCCAUAUCACCGACCACACCGCUGCACCCGACUGAUCCUUUGCUGCAUGCGAGCCCCUUACAGAAUGUCUGGCUGACUUCUUGCAUGCAUCGCAUGGCUUGCAUCUCGGUAGCUCGGCUCAGAAAGGGAAGUGGUGGGUAGGGUUACGAUUGCGACUGCCAGCGGUACAUCGUCCUCGCCCACGUUCAUGGGCUUGUUGAACGUAUCGAUCCUUACCACGCCCUUCUUCUUUUAUUCCGCUUCAGCUCUUCAUCCACUUUCCGAACCGCGAUCCCCCACGAACAUGACGCCGCUUUGUGGCCUCGCCUUCGCGUCUCCCUUUUUACCGCAUACUUUUCUGACUCUCUUACACGUGUCUGGGAUUAUCCUCUUCGCCCAGUCUUGGACGCUCGAACCCGCCGCAAAACCUUCUUUCACAGACUUGAGUCCGGACCGUCGGUAUACACCAGAUGACAGCCGGCGCUGUGCCUGUAUCCAAGUUGUUGUUGCAAGCCAGGGCCACCCGUGGUCGAUUUUUGGACUUGCUGGAGGGGCCUCUCCCCGGACUCGAGCCGAAAAAGUCUGCUGCGCUUCAGAGAAGGGGCAUCAUACGAUCAACCUCGUUCCUGUGGCAGCGGUGCCCCUGCAUCGCCUAGCGAGCCUCCAAGGGCCCUGUAUCGCCUCAGCCCAAAGCUUGAUGAACCUUCGUCCGCUUGGCGGUUUUGGUAUCCGGUCGGCGGAAGCCAUCUUUUUCAGUAAUAACAUGGAGUACGGAGUACGGAUGGUAUUACUAAUUACCUUGUCUUUGCGUGACAUGGUGCACGUACGGAUAUUCUCUUCUGUCUACGCUAUCCGUAGUCCGAGACUUUGGCGCUACACCAAAGAGCCACUUCUUCGUCUUUGUCUAAAUUCUCGCAACGAAUCUAAAGCUAUCAACCCGUACCCUGGAGCCGCGACUAGUAAUCGCUUCGUCCACCGGGUCCCCCCACUUGUCUCGAGGCCUGACUACCGCUUGGCUUUUGGAGAUUUUUGGAGAAGCCCGUUGAGUCACGGGUGUUUGCAGGCAACCGGUUCAGGGUUCUCAGUCUUAAUCCUCACGAGUCUUCGCUGCUCUUAGUACCCAGUUUCUUGUUCAAUGAACCCGG